This is a messenger RNA of Phalacrocorax carbo (great cormorant), 4548 nucleotides long. The record is from RefSeq and is a predicted model, not a curated record. NCBI's taxonomy places the organism in Eukaryota, Metazoa, Chordata, Aves, Suliformes, Phalacrocoracidae.
UGCGCGUUGCGGGGAGGCGCGCGGCCGGGCGAGCGCGUGCCGCGGGCGUUGGGCAGGCGGCGGCGCUGCUGAGGCGGUUCUCUGAGGAGGAGAUGGCUCAUCCUCUCCCUCUUCCAAUUCCCUGCCCAGUCCAGCUUGGAAAGGUGAGGGGUGACUCCCUGGAAGCUCAGCUGCAUGAGUAUGUCAGGCAAGGAAACUACGUGAAAGUGAAAAAGCUUCUAAAAAAAGGUAUUUUUGUUGAUGCUGUAAAUUCCAUGGGUCAAACUUCUCUCUUCACUGCUGCAUUGCUAGGUCUUGGUAAAUUAGUGGAUGUGCUGUUGGAUUAUGGCUCAGACGCUAAUCAUCGCUGUUAUGAUGGAAGCACCCCAGUCCAUGCGGCUGCGUUCUCAGGAAAUCAGUGGAUUCUUAGCAAGUUAUUGGAUGAAGGAGGUGAUCUGAGAGUACACGAUAAAAAUGGAAGAAGUCCUCAGUACUGGGCUAUGUCAGCUGGGAAAGAAAGCAGUACUCAGAUGCUGGAAUUCAUACAGCGCUGUAGAUUCCACAUGCAGGCUGCUGUUCAAAAUUUCCCCUCUGAUCUACUCAGGAAGGUUGGCUCAUCAAAAGCGCUGGUCUGCAGUCCGUCUAGGUUUGGCAGCCUUGUUCAGGGAAAUGUUGACAGCCCUCUGGGUAGACUUCUAAAAGGCGGAGCUAAUGCAGCCAGGAACAUUUACAGCUUUGGUUUUGGGAAGUUUUAUCUUGCAGGCAGCGGGCAUCUGGGGUACUUGGCAUCUCUCCCUAUUAUUGGGGAAAAAGACGUGGUUCAGGCAGAUGAUGAACCAACAUUUUCUUACCGUGUUGGACCAUACAUGAUCAUGACAAACUUAAUGUGGGGAGGCAGCAGAGUUACAGUGAAGGAACUCAGCUUUGAGCCCCAUCGGAACUGUAGUAAACUACGCUUAGCUGAUCUCCUCAUUGCAGAGCAGGAGCAUAGUAGUAAACUCCGUCAUCCUCAUUUGCUGCAGUUGAUGUCUGUUUGUCUGUCUAGUGACUUGGAGAAAACCCGAUUAGUAUAUGAAAGGGUUAACUUUGGUUCUCUGUACAGCAUCCUUCAUGAAAGGCGUACAGAAUUCCCAGUACUGCACAUGGAGACAAUUUUGUAUGUGCUGCUCCAAAUUAAUGAUGCUUUGCGUUUUCUACACUCCCGUGGAUUUAUCCACCGUUCAGUUACCUCCUAUGCUAUUCAGAUUGUUUCUUCUGGUGAGGCAAAGCUGUGCAACUUGGAAUACAUGAUAGAGAGCAAAGAUGGUGGAGAACACAGUGAUCUGACACGUAUUCCUGUCCCAGUCCAGCUGUAUAAGUGGUGCUCUCCUGAAGUAAUCCUUGAAGAAGCUGUCACAGUCAAAUCGGAUAUUUAUAGCUUCUGUACAGUAAUUCAGGAGGCCUUGACAGAGACCCCUCCCUGGAAAGGCCUUGAAGACUCGGUUAUUAAACAGCUCAUAAUUUCAGGACAGCGGUUAGAAGCAGAUGUCAGACUUCCUAUGCCCUAUUACGGUAUCAUAAAGUCGGGGCUAGAACCUAAACAGAAGAACCGCUCUGUGAAAUUUCAGGAUAUUCAGUAUAUACUGAAAAAUGACUUAAAGGACUUAACAAAGUCUCAAACUGCUCAUGCUGAUGAACUGUCUAAAGCACAAAGGCCUGCUGUUUUUGCAGAUGUGAACAUCUGUUUGGCAUCAGCUUUUAGCUACCAGAAGAGAACACAGGAACUGCAGGGAAAAGAGAUUACCAAGGCUGACAGCUUGAUUGCCCCAAGAUGCUCCCUUUUUCCUGAGCAGAAUAGUGCUUUAGUGGACCAAGAGGCAUCAACCAGUCUACAGCCAGUUGCACAGGACAGAAAUCAUGAUGCAGCUUCCGAACUCCAGGCAACCCUCAGUGUCAGCGAUGUGGAUGACAGCCUCUGUAGCUUUGAAAUCAAUGAAAUCUUUGCCAGUUUUCCAGAACUUCAUGAAGACUUCCUGGAAGAAGGAGCUGGUUUAGGUCAAACUCUAAAGGAUGAAAAAAGGCAGCAAAAGGAAAAAGAUAAGGCUACCCUCAGUGACCUGUAUGUGGCCCCAGGAGUGCACUGUGAGGAAAGGCCAGUUUAUGAGGAAGGUGCCAUUUCAGAAUCGGGUACAGAGUACACUAGAGAAGAGGAGGAGAAGAUAAGUGAGGCUUCUGACCUAUUCAUACCGGCACAGCCUUUACUCCCACAUGUAUCUGUAAGAUGCAAAAAAAAGUUCAACUUGCAGUGUCGGAGAGGAGGUGAUUCACAUUCUGCAGCAAGUGGAAGUGAAGAAGAGAGGUGGUGCUAUCCGAAAUCAAGAUCUGAAAUUUACAGUACAAAAAUAAGUGAGGAGAGAAGGAUGAUGCAAUCAGAAUGGAGGACUGAAGUAGAGCAAAUGGCCAGAAGAGUGGCCUGGGGACAACUAGAACUUGGCUCUCCAUAUCUGGCCAGUGAAUGUACAUCUGAAAGUGAAGCAGAGAGUAUAAAGGAAGCCUUUCAACAUGUCACUCUUAGAGUCCAAAAAAGUCAAGACCAACAAAGAUACAGGUGUCAGACAGGUGAUGACGUUGAGCCUUUGGAUCUGAGCAGUGAGGAUACAUGUGAAUCUGAGGAGAGUGAUCUGGAGUCUGCAUUCAGGAGUUCUGGAGGGGGAAGUUGCCAGUCGCCAUCGCAGGAUGAACAAGCGGAGUCUGGAAUAGCCAUUCAUAAGAAUUCAGUCCUCCUUCAACCAGUUGAGAAUCUCUCUAGAGUGCAUUCAAGGGAAUUACACUGUUCCCUUAAUUCAUCUGCCGAUGUGUCUGAAGAAGUCUUGACUCCUAAUCCUGAUACUUUCCUUCCUCCUGCUGCUCAGGGAAGUUCAGAACUAGAGACCUCAGAUGCUGAGGACAAAUUAGAAGACGCCUGUGAAGGAUUUUUACAGAAACAGUUACCUGAAGAUGCAGGAUCAGGUAUUGAGGGUUCAGGAGGAAGAAUACUGUUCUGCAGCACAGCAGCGCAGAACUCCGGCAGUAACACACGAGGAGUGAAUCAACGUAGCCAUAUGCCCGUGGCCAGUGUUGAAGCAGCACAAGAAGCCAUACUGUGGGAGCCACAGGAAGAAUGCAAAGAAAGAGAUGAAUCAGCGACAGAUAUUCAGGAUUUGUCAAGUAUCCCCUACGAGCAAGAGAACUACUGCGGGGAUAUAGACUGUAAAACGCCCAGAGCGAGUCAUGCGCCCACGAGCAUCAGCACUCCGCUCAGCUCAGAAGAAAAAAUUCCAGUAGCCUUUGAGAAAUACAAACACUACCAUGAAGUAGCUUCAGAUUCUUCCUUUCGCAGUUCUCAAGAGAUCUCUUCUGCAGAGUCCAGGACAUUCACUACAGCCUACGAAGAGGGAAGGAGCACUGAAAUUCCCUCUGGUGCUUCAGGAGUGUGCUUAUCAGAAUUGAAUGAGCCUGAUGGGUUGCCAGUAGUUGCUUCAUCCCUGAGAAGCACCAGGAAGGCACCUGCGCUCUCACAGGCAUCUAACCACUUCAUUGAUGAGCUGCCUCCACCACCCCAAGAGCUGCUGGAUGAAAUUGGAUAUUUAAAGCAGCAAGAUUCCAUCGCUGAAGACUUUAAAGAGAAGGGAUUGUAUGACUGGAGAGUGCAAAUGAACGUUCCUGAUCAAAUUAAAAUGGAAGACAGAGAGUCAGAAAAAGAACCUGAGACAAAUGAGGAGAGAAACCACAGUUUAUGGACUAAGGAGUCAUUUAAUCUAGCAGAGGAAACAGAAAGGGCUCACUCUACUCUUGAUGAUGUUUUAGAAAGAAUGCUCCGUGCGAUUCCUGGAGAUGAGGAGGUCCAACAACAACCUCAGGGACACGCUCUCGGGGCUGCAAGUGUGCAAGAUGGAGGUGAUGUUGGAAGGAAGACGAGAGUAGAGGAAGGCAGAGCCGGGGCCAGAGGCAGAGCCCCAGAAACCUGUGCACGGGGUUCAGAAGACACGCGUCCUGAAGAUCAGAAAUCCCACUUACAGGAAGAGCCAUUCCCAUUCAGGGUAAUUGUUUUGCAUCAGAGCUCUCCUACAUGAUUAAAACGGACAGUGGAUAAGUUCUAAUGUAUCACCUGCUUACUGCUGCUGGUACACUAUACAGCCUGCGAAUUGCAACCCUUUGUGGCCGCUUACAAUUGAACUUCCUUUCACCGCAGCAGCAAAUACAGAAGAAAAUCUAACGCUCUACUUUGUAAUAGUGUGUUCUGGGUUUACGCCACCGUUGCAUGUAAAGGCAGGCUCAGUAACAUCGCAGAACUGAACUGUUCUCUCGUACAACAUCCUUAUGAAGCUGGCUACGUGGUGGGGGUUUUUGCUGCGCGUGCACGCUUUCAUAAGCAAAAGAAUUUCUUGUUCUGUUGCAUUAUGCAGUUUUCAGUGUUCAGACAAAAUUAUUGUAUUCCUGUGGGCUGCUGUUACUGCUCAGGCACUUAAAUUUUCCCCUGCUGGAGUGUGGAGCACUGUUACAGCCCGUGGAGUGUAUGUUUCUCCUUGCUCAUUAAAUUUAACAAGGUAA